Molecule: messenger RNA, 1930 nt
Organism: Vanessa atalanta (red admiral)
Lineage: Eukaryota; Metazoa; Arthropoda; Insecta; Lepidoptera; Nymphalidae
Gene: Nplp1
Product: neuropeptide-like precursor 1
Exons: 6
Coding region: 88-1506 (472 amino acids)
Source: RefSeq, a predicted model, not a curated record
CCCGCCAAGAUCAUAAAGUUAAAAGAACUCCUGAGUAAAUAUUAAAAAGUUUGUGUGUGAUAGACAGCUGUCAAGCCGACAGUGAAAAUGAAGGGUUUUACACGUUUGGGUUUCAGAAGACAUAGACGCGGGAUUAUAAGUUUAACAACACUUAUUUUGGCGUAUUCUAUGUAUAUCAAUGAGGUUAUAGGGUUACCUACUGAUACUUCUUCAAACACAUGGCCGACUUUUCCACGAAGAAAUGUAGCAGCCUUGGCUAGGGACGGAUAUUUGAGAAGUGCAGCUUCUGGUUACAAAAGAAGUAUCUCAACAUUGGCAAAAAACGGUCAACUUCCGACCUUUAGAUCACCCUACGACGAAACAGAUAAGCAAGAACAAGAUGAAGAUGUUUCUCACGAUAAAAGGAAUUUGGCUUCCAUCGCGCGACUCCGCAGCUACUCAGCUAUGAAAAGAAACAUACAGUCUUUGGCAAGAGAUGGCUAUCGUUUCGGGAGAGGACAAUAUAAUCAGCCAAAUGACAAACGCAAUAUCCAAGCCUUAGCCCGUAAUGGAUUGAUUCAUAAAAAAGACGAAAUUGUUGGUGAUGAAUAUUAUUAUCCAUUCUAUCAAAAUCCCGUACCACCACUGUCAGAAAUGGAUGGCCCGUUUAAUAUCAAUGAAAUGUACGAUUUCCAACAAUCGAUAAACCCCGACAUGCUGCCGCCGCUCUCUCAAGUGUUUAAACGAAGUGAUGUCGGAUUUCCACCAGGUUUUGUUUCAAAAAUGGACUACGAUGAUAAUUGGAAUCUUAAGAGAGGUUCAAUGGGGUUGCCAGCACAUGGUCUCUUUAGACCAAUUUAUAUCGACUCCGCUGGUAAUACUAGAAGCAGACGAUCCAUAUAUUCUAUUCCUGAUGUGCUCGACCGUAAUGAUAUUGAUAUUCCAGAAGAUUACGAUAAUGAAAAUGAAGAUAAACGAUCUGUAGAUGAUGAGGAUAUAGCGCGUGAAAAUUUUGAAAAACGUCAUAUUGGGUCGUUGGCCCGGUUAGGUUUAUUGCCCUCAUUUAGAUUUUCUGGUGGCCGAUACAGUAGGUCUGGAAGAGCCAGAUUGUUAUUGCCUAGUCAAGAAUUAUACAGGAAGCAUUCCCCUGACGAGAAUUUCGGGAUUAGGGAAUAUUUCUCUGAUGACGAAGCUAGCACAUCCUUCGAUUCAGACGACUCCGACCUACCGUCGCCGCCAGUACUUGCUAACUCGCACCCGACCGGCCGGUACCUCCACCGACCGCUGAACAACGAUCUACCGAACAUGCCGCUUCCCCAGUCUCCUUUAUCUUUGAAAAAUCCUGAUACAUUUGCCAAAAACCGCUGGCAGAGCAAAGAUAACCCUAAGUUUUAUUACUUCAGGUCAUUAAAAGUCCCUUAUCACUCUUCAGGAAAGCGGUAUUUGGUGCUUCCAGCCGUCGAUAAUAUUCUUCUUAGGAAGAAUUACCGCAACAGCAGUCUACCAAGUCGUCGUAAGAACCAGUAGCUAUGCCAUUGUAAGCUGAGUGAUAGAAAAUUACUCGGCUUGGUCGAAGCUAAACCAUAAUAAAAUUAAAAAAUAUUGUAUAAUUUGUUUUUUUUUUUAACUAUGUCUUUUUUCUCGGUAUUUAAGCUUCGACUUAAUCCACAGACAACUAUGGCAUAGCACUGGUAACAGAUAUAUAAUUAUAUGAGUUUUAACUGUGGGAUCAUGUUUAUUGAAAUUCUGACAAUAAAUUUAGUCAUUAAAUUGUAUUGAAAUUUAUCAAUGGUAGGCUAGCGGUUAUGGCAACUUCGGAUAUACUUAAGAUGACGACAUUGGCUCGAUCGUGACUACCAGAUGCAUACUAACGACUUUAAUUCUAGAUAAAUUUUAAGGUUACAUUGCCAAUCGCAAAUUACGUGUCUAAAUUGAUUAUUAUAGAUACAAA